Hippocampus comes (tiger tail seahorse) is the source of this 8412-nucleotide messenger RNA. It is a transcript of the gene utp20, whose product is annotated as UTP20 small subunit processome component. The record is from RefSeq and is a predicted model, not a curated record. Bases 169 to 8262 code for a protein of 2697 amino acids. Gene Ontology annotation, cellular component: small-subunit processome; 90S preribosome; nucleolus. The transcript has 58 exons. Lineage: Eukaryota; Metazoa; Chordata; Actinopteri; Syngnathiformes; Syngnathidae.
AUAUUUCCCAUGAUGCCUUGUGUCCAUCAUGGCUGCGCUCUACUAUCCGGCACGCGUGUAAACACUCGUAAAUGUAGCGUUGAGAAUUCACGAAGAAAAUAUUUAAAUGAAUCAUUUUGAGCGCGCGGCGGCCUCCGACCACAUUUGAAGACAAACGACGAAGCCGAGAUGAAGAUCAAAUCCAAGUCUGCGCAUCACAGAUCCGAGAACACCUACAGGUUUCUUACCUUUGCUGAGCGGCUUGCCAAUGUCAAGAUCAACGUCAUCCACCGGAUUGACAGAACUGGAUCCUAUGCAGAGGAAGUCGAUACCUAUUUCUUUGAAGGCCUGACAAAAUGGAAAGACCUCAACGUGACGGAAAACUUCACUACAUUUUUGAAGGAGGUCUCCAACAAGUGUCAGUCGUUCAACAUGCUGGUUUUCCAUCAAAAGUCUAUCGUGGAGAGUCUGAAAACACACCUGGCAGUCACCAGCAGUCUGGCCUACCAACCUCUUCUUGAUCUGGUGGUGCGGUUGGCCCGAGACCUGCAAACCGACUUCUACCCUCACUUCCCGGACUUCUUCACGCUGAUCACAGCAAUGCUGGACACCAAAGACACGGAGGUGCUGGAAUGGGUUUUUACAUGCCUCUCCUACCUGUACAAGAACUUGUGGAGGCUCAUGGUGAAAGACAUGGACAACAUCUACAGCUUGUACAGCAAACUACUGGAGCACAAGAAGGAGCACAUCCGCAAGUUCGCAGCAGAGAGUUUUGCAUUUCUGAUGAGAAAGGUUCCCGAUCUGGACGCCCUGCUGUCUCUCGUGUUCUCCGACCUGCAGCAAAAUCCUGACAAGGCAGAAGGCGCCGGCCAGCUGUUGUUUGAGAUGUGCAAAGGUGUCCGGCACAUGUUUCACUCCUGUGCGGCAACCGCACUCCCUGCUGCGCUACGGAAGAUGGGACCUGCAACCAACCAGGGAGCCCCUUUACCGUGGGACCUGGUGCGAGAUGCGUUGGAUCACACAGCCCAGGCUGCAGCCAAUCAUGUGGACAAAGAGCACUUCUUGGUUUUUUGGGAGUCCCUCCAGGGUGGUGUGGACGAAGUUUUUAGUAUUUUGGAGGCCAAGGGAGAGGAGGCUGGCCCCGCAGGCGAGCAGCUGGAAAGGCUGCUGUUCGUCCUCCACACCUUGGUGUCGCACAAGGACGGCGCGAAGAUCACAAAGCCGGAGGCCGUCUGCCAGACCGCGUUGCGCCUCGUGCAGAGCGCGACGCUUUCCGCGCCCUGUUCGCGGCUCCUCCUCCAAAUCUUUUCCUCCCUGCUGCUCGGGGAGAACGUCCGACUCCCCGAUGCUCUCGUCCAGGAGAUAGUCCACAAGGUGUUUGCCAGCUCAGUGGGAGAAGACCUCAUCCUGGAGUUCACCAAGGAGAUGUUUCCCAUGAAGCAGUUUGAGCAGCUCUUCCUCCCCACCCUCCUGCGCUUCACCGCCGGCUUGUUUACCUGCGGCGAUCCCGUGUCCCGCCACCGUGCCCUCGAGGUGCUCGUCAACUUGAUCCUGGCCAAAGCGGCGCCGCCGACGGACGGCGCCAUGGCGUUUGAGACCUACCCGCUGCUCUUCACGGGACAGACCACCGGCCUGUUCAGUCACCAAGGGAAACCAGAGCAGAGAGCAGUGCCUGAGCUGGUGCUGUCACUCAUCGCAUUACCUGAGCAGCAAAACGGGCCCGUUGCAGAUCUGUCGCUACCUUGGAGCGCACUGGUGCUGCUGCCUCACCUCAGGCCUCUUGUUCCAGCUAAUGUCUUCCCCGCAGUCACUGCCUUUUUAAAUCACUUACUGUGUGAAAUUGAGAUGGAAAAACUGGCAAAAGCUGGUUUGUUUGUUGCCACACAAGCCCUAAGCUGCCUCCUCACUCUGGACAGCUCGGCUGGGCCGCUCUCUUUGGUCCCUGUGGACAAAGUCACUGCCAUCCUACGGAAGUUCCCCACAGAGCUGUCAGCCCUGCUUUUCGGAGACCUCUAUUACACCCGCCUGUCCUUGAGUGGUGCUUCCGAGCACCUAUCUCAUGAUGCACUUCUAGACGUUUACCAGAUUCUGCACAGCAACGUGUCCUCUAACAUAUCCAAGAUGCGUCUGCUGACCCUGCGGAUCCUUUCGCACUUUGAGCCCAAGCUUCCUGCCCCAGAGGAGCCUGAUGAGAGCAUGGAGGCGCAGCCGGUGUUCGCCAUGUGCCUGCAGGCGGAGCUGGUGCCCGCCUCCCUUCAGGACUACCGGGAAAAGCUGCUGUACCUGCGCAAGCUGCGGCAUGACCUAGUCCAGCGCAGCUUGCCCCAGGGGCCACACGGCACCUUCCAGCAGGUCCCUCUGCGUUACCUCUUAGCUAUGCUGUUUGUCAACUUCAAGCCAUUGUGGGAUACUGUCAUUGAGCUACUUGGGAGCCACGCCAAGGGGAUGGACAACAAAGACUUCUGGGUGGUGUAUCAUGAACAUCUCGAGAUGGUGGCAGUAUUAGCUGAAGAACAACUUCAGGAGGGUGGUGAUGACAGCGAUGAUGAAAUAGAAGACACGGAGGUCCAGGCUGGGCCGGGUUGCGACGUCAUCGAAAGUGGCGACUUGGGGGUGCUGUUUCUCCAGCAGCUCAGGUCGAGCUCAGACCCCAACGAGAGGACGGACUUCUCCAACUUCCGCGGCCUGAUGUGGCGCGCCAUGGCCCAGUUUCCAGACAGGGUGGAGCCCCGUAGCCGGGAGCUAAGCCCCCUGCUGCUGAGGUUCAUCAGGAACGAGUUUUACCCAGCUGACAUGCUGGUGGCACCGACUCAGGACCUGAGGAAAAAGAACGACACUGCGCUCGAGGCGUCCACGAUGACUGAGGAGGAGGGGGAGGAGCAGGAGGAAUCAGAAGAGGAGGAGAGGGACAAACGGCAGACGAAAGCGCCACCACGGCGAGCGGCUUCAAAACAGCUAAUCGCCCACCUGAAUGUUUUUGCCAAAUUCACCAACCCUCGCUCCCUUUACAUGGAGGGCAGCCUGAGAGAGCUCUACAACCAACUUCUCUGCCACCAGGACCAGCAAAUCCAGCGAGUGGCCCUCCAGUGUAUUCUUACGUACAAAGACCCCUACGCAGUCCCGUACAAGGAGAAUCUGGAGAAGCUGUUAGAUGACAAGCAUUUUAAAGAAGAAAUCGUCCAUUUUAACAUCUCAGAGGAGACGGGAGUUGUGGAUGCUUCACACAGAGCUGGCCUCAUUCCAUUACUCAUGAGGAUCCUGUUCGGCCGUCUGCGCAGUAAAGGCAGCAGCCGCUUCCAGAGCAAGGCCAGCGCCUCUACGCGUUCCUCCAUCAUCCUGCGUUUUCUGGCUGGAUGUCAGGAGGUGGAGCUGGGCAUGUUCGUUGAUCUCCUGCUGGAGCCCGUCUCCCAUCACAGCGAUGGUUCCUGUCGGGACGCUGUACAGAGAGCGGUGGCCGGGACGGAUAUUGGCGCCGUGCUGCCGCUGGGUCGCCAGCACAGCCUCUUGAACAUCAUCAACGUGGUCAUCCAGAAGCUGGGCCACCUCAUCGAAGUCUACCUGCCCAAAGUGCUGCAGAUUCUUCUGUGCGUCACCGCCUCUGUGUCGGCCAUGCUGGAGAUCAGGGAACAGCUGCGGCCAGGUUGCAUCAAUCCUCUGAAGAACCUUAGGCGUCUCGGCAUCCUGAGAAUCCAGGACUUUUUCGAGAACUUUGACAGCUUCAGCUUCAGCGCCGAUCAGCUGGAUGGCGUCUUCAUGGCUGUUUCCCCGGACCCCGCCGAAGCCACGCUUGCUGCAGACUCGUUGACACAGGGCUCCAGGCUCUUACUGCCUCACAUCACCACCGUGCUGCACUACCUCAGCGGCGUGGUCCGAAACACCGAUAGGCUGAAAAAGAAGAAAUUCCGCCCACAGGUGUCCAAGGAACUCAACAUCCUGUCCAAGAUCAGUCGGUUUGUUAGCGACAAAGAGCAGAGUUCAACGCUGAUUCGGCUUUUACUGCCUUAUCUAUUGAAAGGCAAAAACUCUGAGGAGACAGAACUGGACAUCCUGGCUACCAUCCAGAACUUGCUGCAGCAGUGCGUGCAGCCCUCUGCUUUUCUGCAGCCGCUCAGCAAACUUUUCUCCGUCAUUCACAACAAGCUGCCCAGGAAGGCUCUCACCAGCGUCUUCCAGACAUUGUCAGACAUGGAUCCUUCGCUCAAAUACAUCACUGACAUGACCACAAAGCUCAACGCCUUCGACAGUCGCCACCUGGAUGAGGUCUACUUUGACGUCCGCCUGACAGCUUUCCAAGACGCCACCAGGCGGAUAAGAGAGAUGAAAUCCCUUGACCUUGACUACAUCGGCAUCGUCAUCCAAAACUGCUUCCACACAUACGAGAUCGGAGACAUGUCGCUGGGCGACAACGCCACCUUGUGCCUGUCCGCAAUAAUCGUCCAGCUGGCGGCGGUCGGCGCAGGGGAGAAGGUUUACCGGGACGUCAUCCAACACACCAUCUUGGACGCCAUACACAAGGGACUCCGGAGCAAGACGGAGAGCGUGCAGCACGAAUACACCAACGUACUCGCCUGCCUGGUGAAGACCUUCCCCACGAAGAAAGAAUUCCGAGACAUGGUGCAGCUCACCGACUACAACGACCCCGAGUCCGACUUCUUCGAGCACAUGAAGCACAUUCAGAUCCACCGUCGGGGUCGGGCCCUGAGGAAGUUAGCCAAGCAGCUAACAGAGGGCACUGUGGUGUUGUCGCCGCGUUCGUUGCAGAAUUACAUCAUGCCUUACGCUUUGACGGCCCUGAUGGACGAGAAAAUGAUGCAGCGCGAGAACAUGACAACGGCGUGCGUGGACAUUGUGGCCGCCGUGUGUCGCCGGCUGACCUGGUCCAAGUACCUGUACUACCUGAAGCAUUUCGUUCACGUCCUGCAGACGUCGCAGGUCGAGCAGAAGCUGGCUGUGAGUUUGCUCGUCAAAGUCCUCGAGGCAUUCCACUUUGACCAUGAGACCCUCGCCCGAGAGAUGGAAGCUGCUAAAGCCAGAGAAGAUUCCGCGAUGGAUGUCGAGGAAGAGGCCGCAGCCGAACAAUCGGAGUCAAGUGACGACGAGGAGCCCAUGGAGAUCGACGGCAAAACGUCUCUGCAAGCUGUUGCCGUGGAAACGCCCGAUGAAGGACAAGUUUCCUCCAAGAAAGCGACCGCCGCUAAAGCCAAGAAACCCCCGGCUCCCAAGCCCGUGGCGGUGUCCUGCGGUCUGCCGCAGAGUCAACAGGAGCUGGAGUCGCUCAUCAACACCAUCCAGCAGAGUGUCACGAGCAGCGUGUUGCCUCGCCUUCAAAAAUGUCUCAACGCCAAAGUGAAACGUGACGAUGAGCACAAGGCGGUGAAGUCCAAGGAGGUGAAGGAAGAAGAAGUGGCGCGCAUCCCGAUAGCCUUCGCCAUGAUCAAACUCAUGCAAACUCUUCCUCCACACAUCAUGGAGGCCAACCUGCCAGGGAUCCUGAUCAAGGUGUGCGUGGUCCUGCGAAACCGAUUCCAGGAGGUUCGCGAAGUUGCCAGGGGAACGCUGGUGAAGAUCCUCGAGACGCUGGGCUGCCGCUACCUGCGGUACAUGCUGAAAGAGAUGCAGGGUAUCCUCGUGAAAGGCUACCAGGUCCACGUUCUGACAUUUACUGUGUACCAGCUGCUCUCGGCCCUCAGCCCAACUCUGAAAAGUGGUGACCUUGACCCAUGCAUGAGCAUGCUCAUCAACAUCUUCAACAACGAGCUGUUUGGCGUCGUCGCCGAGGAGAAAGAGGUGAAGGGCAUCGUCUCGAAACUGAUGGAGGCGCGGCAUAGCAAGAGCAUGGACUCCUACCAGAUUCUGGCCCAGUUUUGCAGCAAGGAGAGCAUCACCAUGCUCGUUCUGCCGUUGAAGGAGAUUCUGGAGAACUCAAAGAGUCUGAAGGUGUGUAACCGCGUGGCCGCAGUUCUGCGGCGCCUGGUUCUGGGUCUGCUGGAAAAUACGGGCAUGGGCUCCUCUGACAUCCUCCUGCUGAGCCACGGUCUUAUCAGCCAGAGCCUGCCUCUGCUCACUCAGAAAGACAAGGACAAAGCUUCAGCAAAGCCUCCACCUGACCCCCGACUCCCCCCUCCGAGCUGCCUACUCCUGCCACCCACUCCAAAGAGGGGCGGUGUAAAAGCUCCCGUCAGCCGCCGAACCAACAUGCACAUCCUGGUGGAUGCGGGUCUUAAGCUGCUGCAUUUGAGUCUGAAGAAAGCCAAAGUGACGUCAUCCAUGGAGUCGGCCCUCGAGAUGUUGGACCCUUUCGUGCCGAUGCUGCUUGAAUGCCUCACCUCCAUGCACGUCAAGGUUAUCACGGAAGCUCUGGUAGCCUUCACGUGGGUUCUGAAGUUCCCUCUGCCUGCCGUGGCGGAGAAUGUCAAUCAGCUGACCAAGCAGCUGUUUGUCCUGCUGAAGGAUUACUCCAAGGCCGGAGCUGCCCGUGGGGAGAACUACAUCCUGGUCCAGAAUUGCUUUAAGACCAUCACCAUACUGGUGAAAAAUGUGAAGGACAGCAUGAUUUCCGAGCUCCAACUGCAGGUCCUGCUGGGAUACGCCGAGGAGGACAUCUAUGACCAGUCUCGACGGGCAACUGCCUUCGGCCUCCUGAAGGCGAUUCUGUCGCGGAAGCUCAUCGUUCCCGAGAUGCAGCCACUGAUGAGGAAAGUAGCCAAGCUGUCGGUCAACGGAAGUAACUCCAUGAUCCGAGUGCACUGCAGACAGAUCUAUUUAAAGUACUUGCUGGAUUACCCACUGGGGAAGAAACUGCAGGACCACUUGGACUUCAUUGUGGCCCAGCUGGCGUAUGAACACGACACAGGCAGGGAGUCUGCGCUGGAGAUGCUCGCUUACGUCUUCCAGACGUUCCCUCAGACCUUACUGCUGAGGUACAGCAACCUCUUCUUUGCACCGCUUGCCCUGGUGGUGGUCAACGACGACUCGGCGCGCUGCAAGAAAAUGGCCGCCAUGGCCAUCAAAGACCUCCUGGCCAAGGUGGACGUCAACCAGCAGAAUUCUUUGUUCUCCCUCGUCAGCGGUUGGCUGAAUGAAGAGAAGGUGAGCCUGAGGCGUCUGGGCGCUCAGCUCUGCGGUUUGUUCGUGGAGGUGGAGGAGGAGAACUUUGCCAAACGCCUCGACGGCCUGCUACCGCUGCUUGCGAAGGAGCUCAACCCCGACAACUACGAAGACAUGGAGGAGGAGGAGGAGGAGCGGGCAGCGGACAGGCUCCUGUUCACUUACCUCACUCUUGUCACCAAAUUGAUCAAACAUUGCGGUUUCCUGGAGCUCAGCAAACCUCGUGACACCCUCACUCAUAUUUGGGGCCACAUCGAAGGCCAUUUGCGCCACCCUCAUUGCUGGGUGUGGCUGACCGCCUCGCAGCUCUUCGGCCAGCUCUUCGCUGCCCACCAGGCGGAGGAGCUGGUUGCGGCGUGGAGAGCGCAGGGAGGCGGGAAAUCACCCCCGAAUGUGGCCGCCGCUUUCAUCACGAGCAAUCUGGACAAAAAGAUGAGAGAGCUGGCGUUAGCCUUCUGCCAUCAGCUGCAGUCCAGAUUCUUGGACACGGAGUCUGGCGAGCAGGUGAUCAAAAACCUCCUCUUUGUGGGCAAGAUCAUCUACUUGGUCUCCCCCGAGUCGAACAUAAUCACCCCAGAGGAGGAAAUGGAGGCGAACGGGGAGGAAGAGGAGGAGGAUAAUAAGGAGGAGAAGGACGAAGCGGACGACGUGAAGGACGACAAACCUCCGUCGCUGCUGUGGCUGAUCAAAAAGCUGUCACUGAUGGCCAAAAGGGAGGCGGCACAUAAUCCCAAAAUUCCGCUGAAGAGAACCUGCGUUUUUAAAUUCUUGGGAGCAAUCGCAAUGGACCUCGGCAAGGAGCGACUCGGCCCCUAUUUGACCACCAUCAUCGCGCCGCUCUACAGAGAACUGGAGAGCACCUACGCAGAACAAGACCCGACACUGAAGAACCUGGCUCAGGAGCUGAUCGAGCUGAUGAAGAAACAGAUGGGCCUGGAGACCUUCUCGCUGGCUUUCUCGGCGGUGCAGAAGCAGUUCGCAGUGAGGCGGGCUGCGCGUAAGCGACAACGAGCCACGCAGGCGGUGACCAACCCAGACAUCGCCGCUCAGAAGAAAGUCAAGAAGCACCUCAAUAAAAUCGAGGCCAAAAAGCGCAAGAUCGAGUUCCUGCGGCCUGGAUAUAAAGCCAAGAAGCACCGUAGCCACGCGCUCAAAGACCUGGCCAUGGUGCAGUGAGUUAAUCAAGGACCUCAUUUUGUCAAUAGAUAAGGCGGAAUCAUGUCAAUGGGUGAAAAGUCUCCCAGCGCCGCCUUUUUUUUUUUUGGUUUGUAUAGCAUUUUAUAAAUCAUCCCUAUAAAAAGAAGUGUCACACGAUUGUUACAAUCA